This is a messenger RNA of Olea europaea var. sylvestris, 1074 nucleotides long. Its product is annotated as serine/arginine-rich splicing factor SR45a-like. Gene Ontology annotation, molecular function: RNA binding. The transcript is spliced from 7 exons. Bases 94 to 846 code for a protein of 250 amino acids. Gene Ontology annotation, biological process: positive regulation of mRNA splicing, via spliceosome. Gene Ontology annotation, cellular component: spliceosomal complex. Lineage: Eukaryota; Viridiplantae; Streptophyta; Magnoliopsida; Lamiales; Oleaceae. The record is from RefSeq and is a predicted model, not a curated record.
AUAGUAUUAAAAAUAAUAACAAACGACUCGUUUAUAUACACACAACAUCGAAAAGCGCCUCGCUAGUUAGGGUCUUCAUUUCAGUUGACGAAAAUGGCUGAUUCUCCUCGCAAAAGGUAUGCUCUGUCUCCUUCUCCUCGGGAUGGAAAGUUGAGAUCGAGGUCAAGGUCAGAAUCUAGAUCCCCAUCUAGAUCAUGGUCGAGGCCUAGUGACAGGUCGAGGUCAAGAUCGAGAUCGAGGUCACGGAAUCGUGGCAGGAGUGAUGCUAUUAAUCCUGGGGACACACUGUACGUUACUGGCCUAUCUAUGAGGGUCACUGAAAGAGACCUUGAAGAUCAUUUCUCAAAGGAAGGAAAGGUGAAAUCUGUAUUUUUGGUUGUGGAACCUCGUUCUCGAGUCUCUCGUGGUUUUGCUUUUAUAACAAUGGAUUCUGCUGAGGAUGCAAAUCGAUGUGUCAAGCACCUUAAUCAAUCAGUUCUUGAAGGACGAUACAUUACUGUGGAGAAGUCCAGGAGGAAACGCGCAAGGACUCCUACACCGGGUCACUAUCUUGGGCUCAAGAACAGUAGGGGUGAUGGGUAUCGUGGUAACUCUGGUGGGUAUCGAAGAGUUUCUAGCCGUGAUGACUAUGGGUAUCGGAGGUCUCCUAUGCGCUCCCCCUACAGAGGUGAACACGAUUACUCUCCUAGGCGCUCCACCUACAGAGAUGAACGUGAUUACUCUCCUAGGCGCCUCCCUUAUAGAGGUGAACGCGAUUACUCUCCUAGGCGCCUCCCUUAUAGAGGUGAACGCGAUUACUCUCCUAGGCCUUCACCUUAUGGCCGAAGGUCAAGAAGUGACAGAUAAAGGUCAUAUUCCCUCGAUGCAGUCAAUGAAAUUAUGCAAAAUGUUCUAUGUAAGACAUGAUAUUGGAUUUUAACAAUCUCUAUUUGAAAGGAUAAAGACUCGUAUGUAGACUUGUAUGAUCAUGUUGUGAUUUGGACUAAACUGGUGGGGCUUCUCUAUUGGUAUGAUAUUAUGUAUCAGUUCACAUUCAUGAAAGUUUAUGAGUAGAUUGGUUUACUGAUUUGAGUA